Bactrocera tryoni is the source of this 815-nucleotide messenger RNA. Its product is annotated as glutathione S-transferase 1-1-like. Bases 104 to 748 code for a protein of 214 amino acids. Gene Ontology annotation, molecular function: glutathione transferase activity. The record is from RefSeq and is a predicted model, not a curated record. The transcript has 2 exons. Gene Ontology annotation, biological process: glutathione metabolic process. Lineage: Eukaryota; Metazoa; Arthropoda; Insecta; Diptera; Tephritidae.
AACAACUCUUCAAAUAAGCUUUAGUAUAGAAUUUGAAGUGGUCAGUGUUGAAAGAAUUUGCUACCGGACCGCAUCAAAAAUAGUGGAAUAGAUUAUCAGUGAAAUGGAUUUUUACUACAGUCCCGCAUCAGGCCCCUGCCGCGCGGUACUCAUGACAGCGCAAGCAAUUGGCGUUGAGUUAAACAAAAUUCCGGUGGACUUACGCAAGGGUGAGCACCUAACGCCCGAUUAUAUUAAGAUUAACCCGCAACACACUGUACCAACUUUGGUGGAUAACGGAUUUUCUGUAUGGGAUUCGCAUGCCAUCAUGAUCUAUCUGGUGGAACAACAUGCUACAUCAGAUUCCCUCUACCCAGCGUGCCCUCAAAAGCGUGGACUCAUCAAUCAACGACUCUACUUCGAUGUGGAUCUUUAUUCCGUAUUUUGGAGCUACUGUUCGAGUGCCAUUCUUAAGAAAUCGCCCUACGAUCCAGAAAUAUUGGAGAAGUUGAAGAAACAGUUGGAAUUAUUUUACACACUGCUGGCUGGUAACGAGUUUGCAGUUGGUGGUUCACUGACGUUGGCUGAUCUGUCACUAUUGGCUACAGUGACCACUUUGGAUGUGUUUUCUACAUUACCGGGAUUCGAAGUCAACAUAAAACAGUACUCUAAUAUUGAGAAGUGGUACGAGAACAUGAAGAAUGUUGCUCCAGGUUAUCAACAGAACUUGGAUAAUAUUUUGGCAAUCAAACAAUAUUUUGUGAAAUAAAAGGGUGCUGCCAGGUUUUCUGUAUUAAAAGCUAAAUAAAUUGUUAUCACUGUGUUUUUUUUAUGAA